Messenger RNA from Dryobates pubescens (Downy woodpecker), 488 nucleotides. RefSeq names its product SEM1 26S proteasome subunit (gene SEM1). NCBI's taxonomy places the organism in Eukaryota, Metazoa, Chordata, Aves, Piciformes, Picidae. The coding region runs from base 107 to 319 and encodes 70 amino acids. Gene Ontology annotation, cellular component: proteasome complex; proteasome regulatory particle, lid subcomplex. The record is from RefSeq and is a predicted model, not a curated record. Gene Ontology annotation, biological process: proteasome assembly; double-strand break repair via homologous recombination; mRNA export from nucleus. The transcript is spliced from 3 exons.
GCCGAGGGCCGGCUAGUGGCGGGGCGCAGGCGCGGUGGUGGCCGUCGCCGGUAUCCCAUCAGCCUGCGCGGGCGGCGGGACGCGGUGCCGGUGCAGCAGGCCGAUCAUGUCGGAGAAAAAGCAGCCGGUGGACCUGGGGCUUCUGGAGGAGGACGAUGAGUUUGAGGAGUUCCCGGCCGAAGAUUGGACUGGCUUAGAUGAAGACGAAGAUGCACAUGUCUGGGAAGACAAUUGGGAUGAUGACAAUGUAGAAGAUGAUUUCUCCAAUCAGUUAAGAGCUGAAUUAGAAAAACAUGGCUACAAGAUGGAGACCUCCUAGAUUUUUUUCUGGCCGAACAUGGAGUGGUUUGAUAAUGAACUCUGGACAGACUACACAAAGAAGAAGAGGUGGAAAGUGAACAGACAGACUUAGCUCAUUGUCUGCUUGGAUUUAUUAUUGUUUUGUAUUAAAAUAAAGUUUUUAAUCUUAGCCUAGUUGUAAGCUGGUA